This is a messenger RNA of Morus notabilis, 1833 nucleotides long. RefSeq lists its product as uncharacterized. The transcript has 3 exons. Lineage: Eukaryota; Viridiplantae; Streptophyta; Magnoliopsida; Rosales; Moraceae. The record is from RefSeq and is a predicted model, not a curated record. Gene Ontology annotation, cellular component: membrane. Gene Ontology annotation, biological process: transmembrane transport. Gene Ontology annotation, molecular function: transmembrane transporter activity. Bases 91 to 1656 code for a protein of 521 amino acids.
GAGGAUCUGUCAUCAAUCUUUUAUUGGCAGUUAUAAGUUAAGGUUCUCUGUUUUUGUCGGAAAGAACCGAUACAAACAGAGGACCUGAAAAUGAAAUCAGAAACUUUGACAUUAUUUCUCGUAAAUCUCGCCGGAAUCAUGGAGAGAGCCGACGAGUCGUUGCUGCCCGGUGUCUACAAAGAAGUCGGAGCCGCUCUUCACACCGACCCGACCGGCUUGGGGUCGUUGACUCUGUUCCGGUCUAUAGUUCAGGCUUCAUGUUAUCCUUUGGCGGCUUAUCUCGCCGUCCGCCACAACCGGACCCACGUCAUUGCUCUCGGCGCCUUCCUCUGGGCCUUCGCCACUUUCCUCGUCGCCGUUUCCUCCACUUUCCUCCAGGUGGCGGUUUCAAGAGGCCUAAAUGGGAUUGGACUUGCCAUUGUUAUACCAGCAAUUCAGUCUCUUGUUGCAGACUCGACUGAUGAUGGCAAUCGCGGCACGGCUUUUGGGUGGCUGCAAUUAACAGGAAGCAUCGGCUCUAUCAUUGGCGGUCUUUUCUCGGUGUUAAUGGCCUCGAAGUCUUUCAUGGGAAUUCCCGGCUGGAGAAUCGCCUUUCACCUUGUUGCACUCAUUAGUAUCAUAGUUGGUAUAUUAGUCUACUUCUUUGCUAAUGAUCCAAGAUUCUCUGAGACAGACAGUAGAGCCGAGGAUCAAAUUGCUCGAAAGUCUUUUGUAUCCGAAAUGAAAGACCUAAUGAAAGAGGCAAAGUGGGUUAUUCGAAUCCCAUCUUUUCAGAUAAUUGUGGCUCAAGGUGUUUCUGGAUCAUUCCCUUGGUCAGCCAUGUCAUUUACUACAAUGUGGUUAGAACUUAUUGGAUUCUCCCAUCAGAAAACUGCUUUUCUUUGGACAUUUUUCAUAGUUGCUUGUUCAUUAGGAGGCCUUUUCGGAGGUAAAAUGGGGGAUAUCCUCGCGAAACGCUUUCCUAAUUCUGGAAGAAUAAUUCUUUCACAGAUAAGUUCUGGCUCGGCCAUUCCUUUAGCAGCGGUUUUGUUGCUCGGGCUGCCUGAUGAUCCAUCAACCGCGUUCAUCCAUGGACUGGUUUUGUUCAUUAUGGGAUUGUCAACAUCUUGGAAUGCUCCGGCAACUAACAAUCCAAUAUUUGCAGAGAUAGUACCUAAGAAGUCUCGGACGAGCAUCUACGCUUUAGACAGAUCCUUCGAAAGCAUCUUGGCGUCAUUUGCUCCCCCAAUUGUUGGCAUUUUGGCUCAGAAUGUUUAUGGUUACAAACCGAUCCCUAAAGGGUCAUCAGACGCCGUAGAGAUCGAGACAGACAGAGAGAAUGCCGCGUCGCUAGCUAAGGCGCUCUACACCGCGAUUGGCAUUCCAAUGGCUAUCUGUUGCUUCAUUUACUCCUUCCUCUAUUGUACUUACCCGAGAGACCGCGAGCGAGCUAGAAUGGAUGCUUUGGUAGAGUCAGAGAUGCAACAGCUAGAGGAAGACAACUCUCGUUCAAGAGAAAUUCAUGUUUCCGAAUCGAAUGGGUUGAAUGGAAAAGAAAGAAGCGAAAUCGACAUAGAAUAUGGGGAAGAAGUUGGCCUUGAUUUGGAUGAUAAUGAUGAGAAGUAUUUGCUUUCCCAUGAGCAGAACCUGCAGGGGAGAUUGGAUUUUGUAAAGUGAGUAAACUGCUUCCUCUAGGCCAAUUUGAACCGUGAAAGAGUUUUAUUUACUCAUGUUUAUUAUUUGUUUCAUAGAAGACUAAGUACACAGAUAUGUUCCCACAAAUUCGGAAAGAAGAAAUCACCUUAAUUUAUUAUCUCAAUUUGUUUGUUAUUGUCGUAAUCUGGAAAUGUUUAU